UGUAGUCUUUUUUUUUUUUUUUUGAAGACUGGGCCGAGAGGACAGAGACUUCACUCGGGAGCCAGAAUCUGUUUUCAGCAUGGGAUUUUAAGAGAAGAGACAGAGGCUGUCACUGCAGUAGACACUGUCCUGGUCCUGGCUGCAUGGAAAAAAGAUGGGCUUUUACAAUUAAGGUUGGAAGAAGGUAGCAGAAUCCAUCUUGAGAUGAAAUAACGUGUACCUGGACCUCUGGCAGAAUUUCAAGGCACACACUGGGCUGACUCUGGGGCCAUGAUGUUGCCUUAUCCUUCAGCACUGGGAGAUGAAGACUGGGAGGAGAUUUUCCUUUCAAAGAAUGGGGAAAAUAUAGAGACCAUGAAGAAACUGGCUCAAAAUCGUAAAGCAAAAGGCUUGCCUUCUAAUGAUACUGACUGGCCCCAGGAAAAGGAGGAAAAGGUCCAAAUAGUGGUACCAGUUACAUUCAGGGGUGUGACUGUGAUCUUCACGGAAGCAGAAUGGAAGAGACUGAGUCCAGAGCAGAGGAAUCUAUACAAAGAAGUGAUGCUGGAGAAUUACAGGAAUCUUCUCUCAUUAGCAGAGCCAAAGCAAGAAAUCUACCCUUGUUCCUCCUGCCUUCUGGCCUUCUCUUGUCAGCAAUUCCUCAGCCAACAUGUGCUUCAGAUCUUCCUGGGCUUAUGUGUAGAAAAUCAUUUCCAUCCAGGGAAUUCUAGCCCAGGGCGUUAGAAACAGCAGGGGCAGCAGUAUUCCCAUCAAAGCUGCUGGUAUGAAAACACAGAAGAUUGGGAGAGAGGAGGUGGCUCCAAACCCUGGUCUGCAAGGACAGAGGAGAGAGAAACCUCAAGGGCAUUCCCUAGCCUACUCCAAAGACAGUCAGCAAGUGCCAGAGAAGGUAACAUGGUGGUAGAAAUAGAGCCCAGCUCAGCCCAAAGAACAAACUCUGUGCCCAAAGACUUGAAGGAAUUGGAAACCUUGAGAUUUGGAGCAAUCAACUGUAGAGAGUGUGAACCAGACCAUAGCCUGGAAUCAAACUUUAUUAUAAACCCAAGAACCCUCUUAGGGGAGAAGCCCUACAUUUGCAGUGAUUGUGGGCGAGGCUUUAAAGAUCUCCUCAUCAGACACCAUUGGACAUACUCGAUGGAGAAGCCUCAUGUGUGCUGUGAGUGUGGGCAAGGUUUUAGCCAGAAGUAUAACCUCAACAGACCCCAGAUAACACAUUCAGAAGAGAAGCCUUAUUUGUGCAGGGAGCGUGGGCAAAGCUUUAGAAAUAAGUCCAUCCUCAAUAGACAUCUGUGGAUUCACUCAGAGGAGAAGCCCUGUGUUUGCAGCGAGUGUGGCCGAGGCUUUAGCGAGAAGUCAUCCUUCAUCAGACACCAGAGGACACACUCAGGUGAGAAACCCUAUGUGUGCCUAGAGUGUGGAUGAAGUUUUUGUGAUAAGUCAACCCUCAGAAAACACCAGAGGAUUCACUCAGAGAAGCCUUAUGUUUGCAGGGAGUGUGGACGAGGCUUUAGCCAGAACUUAGAUCUCAUGAAACACCAGAAGACACACUCAGAUGAGAAGACUUAUGUUUGCAGGGAGUGUGGGAGAGGCUUCUGCGACAAGUCAACCCUCAUGAUACACAAGCAGACGCACUCUGGAGAGAAGCCUUAUGUGUGUGGUGAGUGUGGAUGAGGCUUUAGUCGGAAAUCAUUCCUUGUUGUCCACCAGAGGACACACUCAGGGGAAAAGCAUGAUGUUCGCAGGGAGUGUGGGCGAGGUUUUAGCCAGAAGUCAAAUCUUACCAGAUACCAGAGGAUACACACAAAUGAGAAGCCUUAUAUUUGCAGGUAAUGUGGGUGAAGCUUUUGUGACAAGUCAUCCCUCAUUGUACAUGAGAGGACGCACUCAGGAGAGAAGCCCUACGUGUGCAGUGAGUGUUGCCGAGGCUUUAGCCAGAAAUCACUCCUCCUUGUCCACCAGAGGACUCACUCAGGGGAGAAGCAUUAUGUUUGUAGGGAGUGCAGGCGAGGCUUUAGUUGUAAGUCAAAUUUCAUCAGGCACCAGAGGACACACUGAUGAGAGAAACCUGUGUAUGCAGGGAUCAUGGGCAAGACUUGAGUGAUCAGUCAAGCCUCAUGUUACCCCAGAGACACAUGGGGAAUAGAUCCUAUGUAUACAGAAUGUGAGUGAAGUUCCAGAGAUGUGUCGACCCUUAUCUGGCAUGGGAGAGACACAUUCAGGAGAGGAGCCUUAUGAGUAUAGAGUGUGCACAGAGGAUACACUGAGGAGAGAAGUUUCAUUUGUGUAGGGACCGUAGGAAGGAGGUCUUUGUUGCAGGGUGUAUGGGCAAAGCUUUUGUGAUCACACACCAAAUGGAGAAUCGGCAUGUGGGGACACUGUGGAGCUCUGCCCAGAUGACCUUUUCAGGGCUAACAGCUCAGCUGCCUGAGAGAACAGUGUUGCUGCUGGCAGAGAUGCCCUCCACUCUGGAACUCGCUCUCAGCCACAGGGAGCUGCACACCGUGGGGGUAUGCACGUUCGCAGGGGUAGCUCCUGGCCCCACCCCUUGACUCAACUGGGACAACUCCAGAAGCUCAUUCCAGAUCCAGAGGUCCCAGUCGAACUGAAGGAUCACUGCGUUGCAGACACACUGCAGGUCAGCCUCGUUCUCUGCCCAGUCCUGCCCUCACUUCCCAAUGAAUCCUCAAUUUUCCAUCUCAUUGUCUCUCCAGAGAAUUGAUUCUAAGACAUCUUAGGUACAUAAGGAAUGUGGAUAAGUCUUCAGCCAUGAGUGACCCCUUACUAAACCCCAGAGAAUAGAAAUACCUCUGCAUGUGUGGGGAGAAUGGACAAGGACUUAGGAAAUAGGUGCACCUCAUCAAAGAACAGCCUUUUUUGGGACAAACUUGACAUGGGUGAGGAGGGAAAAUGUGAAACACAUUAGCAGUAAGUUAAACCUCAUCUUAUACUAGAGGAGGACACACUCAGGGAGAAGACCUGUGUGGGCAGGGCUUGUGGGUGGAGCUUCAUCUGAUGCCCCUCCUCAGCUGACUUAAGAGGACUAUCUUGCCACCCCAAGUCACCACCUCACUCACCUCUGAGGGGUUUUCAGGAGAUGUCUUGACUCCAUCAUGUACUCUGUAUGUCAGCGAAGAUCGAAGUAACUGUUAAAUAACCAUUUUUUCUGCUUCUUGGAAUCAGAUGGAAUAAAAAAGGCUUGCCUGUGCCCCAAAGGGUUAUUCCUGCUUGCCUAGUGACUGUGGACCAACUCUGGCCUGCACAACCUUCCCCCUCAAAACUUUUCUGCUGUCCAGUAGGCUGCAAGCACAUCUCCAAUAAGGACUGAACCCUAGCCUUGGGUAGGGAGUCCUCCUUCCAAGUUUAUCCUUGGGUAAUCCCCCUCAGCUGUGGGAUUUUUUUUUUCUUAGUAUUUAUAUUUAUCUUUGCAAAAUAAUUUUUUUUUUGAGGCGAAGUUAUGCUCUGUUGCCUAGGCUGGAAUUUAAUGUCUCGGCUCACUGCAAUCUCUGCUUCCUGGGUUCAAGUGAUUCUCCCUGCCUCAGCCUCCUGAGUAGCUGGAAUUACAGGCGCCUGCCACCAUGCCAAGCUAAUUUUUGUAUUUUUAGUAGGGAUGGGGUUUUACCAUGUUGGCCAAGCUGGUCUGGAACUCCUGACCUCAGGUGAUCUGCCCACUUCAGCCUCCCAAGGUGCUGAGAUUAUAGGCAUGAACCACCAUGCCUGGCAAAAUAAUUCUUUAAAUUACUAUAUGGUUUCUGUCUCCUCAUCAAACCCAGAUUGAUACAGGUGUGAAGGUAUAUGUGUGUGUUUUUAAAAUGAGGGCAAAGACAUGAAUUUUGACUGCAUUUAUUUAGUGAGCCCAGAGAUAAGCCAAAGAAAUAAUGCAGGUCAAAACUAUUAAUUAUGAAUACUCAACUGAGGCUGUGACCUUGAAUCUAGACACAGAAAUCUAAUGGUCUGUAUCAGAAGUUGGCGAACUGCAGCCUAAAUGCCAACCCUGGCUGAUCACAGGUUUUUGUGUGUCCUUGAGCUAAGAAUGGUCUUUACAUUUUAAGUGGUUGCAAAGAAUUUAAAGAAUAAUAAUAUUUUGUGACAUAUAUUUGUAUACAUAAAUAAAAUUGUAUUGGAACCCAA
This is a messenger RNA of Callithrix jacchus (white-tufted-ear marmoset), 4128 nucleotides long. NCBI's taxonomy places the organism in Eukaryota, Metazoa, Chordata, Mammalia, Primates, Cebidae. The record is from RefSeq and is a predicted model, not a curated record.